UCAGUGGGAAGAAAAAAAACACCCUGGUUUCAUUAUCAGUUGGAGAAAAAAUGUGCUAGCAUCAGUGUCAGGAGGGUAGAAUGUCCUUACAUCGGUGUCAGUGGGAGAAGAAAAAAAUAUUGGUAUUUUUUGGAGAAGAAAAAAUGCUCUGGUGGCAGUUUUAGUGACAUUGGUGUCAAUCCAAAGAAAAAAUGCAGAGGCAACAUUGUCAGUGUGAGGAGAAAAUGCCAUGCUGUGGGUGUCAGUGGAAGGAAAAACGUGCCCUGGAAUUGGUGUCAAUGAGAAGAAAAAAAUGUCUUAGUGUUAUGUCAGUGAGA
Staurois parvus is the source of this 317-nucleotide messenger RNA. The record is from the annotation of a GenBank genome assembly. Lineage: Eukaryota; Metazoa; Chordata; Amphibia; Anura; Ranidae.